CUCCGUCCUUGUCGAACAUCUCAUCUCCACAGGGCCUCGAUCCAUGAAAUUCCACCUUUGAAAAAAGCACGUUGAAAAAAGUCUGUACUAUAGUUCAGUUCACUGUUUCGAAUCUGCGCCCGACCAGUGUCGAUCUUGAUACAACGAGCGACAUGGAACCUUUUCGGAGCAACGGCAAACUGGGCAUCGGGAAAAAGGACAUCUCUAGGAGGCAGCGUUACCUCCUCACUUCCUUCUCGUCAUGGAUUCAGCAUCUCUUGCCGUUGUCAUAUGGACUGUCCUGCUUUUCUUGUGGCUCAGGAGGACCUUCGGUCGACGUUCUUCCCUCCCUCUCCCCCCUGCGCCUCCUGGUUAUCCCAUUAUAGGCAACCUACUUGACUUGGCUAACAACGACGUGCAUAUCAGAGCCAGUCAUUGGUCUCGUAAUUUUGAUGACGAUGUCAUCUCUCUCAAAGUUCUUGGAAAGACCAUGAUAAUCCUGAACUCGCCCACCGCAGUUUCUGAUCUUUUUGACAAGCGAGCCUCUAACUACUCAGAUCGGCCCGACAUGCCCAUGAUUGUUGACUUCAUUUUUUUAGACGUGUGCCGGAUAGGAUGGGACUGGACUUUUGCCCUCAUGCGGUAUGGGCCGCGUUGGAAGGAACACAGACGCGUAUUCAAUAACCAUUUCAAUAUUGGCACUUCUGGCGCAUCGGAAGACCGACAUAUCCAGCUCCGCAUCCGUCGCGAGCUCUUGUCUUUAAUGAUCCAUUCUCCCUCAAAAUAUCUUGAGAACCUUCGGCACUACACGGGACAUAUCAUUCUGAAACGCACAUAUGGACACACAGUAGUUGAUGAGAAUGACCCUUAUAUCCGUCUGGUCGAGGCAGCAUCUCAAAGCACAUCCGAAGCUGCCGUUCCAGGAGCCUUCCUUGUCGAUCUAUUCCCAUCUAUGAAGUACAUUCCUGAGUGGUUCCCGGGCGCUCAGUUCAAGAGAAAGGCUAGGGAGUGGCGCAAACUCUCAGAAGCCAUGAUCAACGCACCGUAUGAAAUGGCGAAGGGGAAAUUUGAUGAAGGAAAUGCCGAACCUUGCUUCGUCUCUGCUUGUCUCGAGCAGAACAAGACUGCUUCCGGUCAAGGCUUGAGCGAGGAACUCAUCAAAGACACUGCUGCCGUCGCAUAUGCCGCCGGUCACGUCUCAACUCUAACGACAUUUAUCCUCGCCAUGACACUUUACCCCGAUGUUCAGAAGGCAGCCCAAGCCGAACUCGACGCGUUACUGGGUGGUGAACGUUUACCCGACUUUGGUGAUAAAACACAGCUCCCAUACGUCACCGCGAUAUUAAAGGAAGUCCUUCGCUGGAUUCCUGUAUUACCGAUGGCCGUGCCUCACCGAGCUGUUAAUGCAGACACUUAUAAAGGAUACUAUAUCCCAGCGGGUGCCUUUGUGUACGGGAACGCAUGGGCUAUCCUUCACAACCCCGACAUCUUCGCAGACCCCGAAACCUUCAAACCAGACCGAUUCAUUGAGAAUCCAACUUUGCCCAACCCGAUCGAUAAUGGGGUAUUUGGGUUUGGAAGACGCGCGUGCGCAGGGAGGGUCAUGGCGCUUGAUACUAUGUGGAUAGCCAUGGCGUCCAUUCUGGCUGCCUUCGAUAUUUCGAAAGCCGUCGACGAACACGGGAAUGAGAUCACACCUCCCGUACAGCUCAGCCCAGGAACGAUAAGUCACCCGGCGCCAUUCCCGUGUAUUAUCAAACCUCGAUCAAAAGCUGCUCUUGAGCUCAUUACGCAGGAUGAUUGAAGUCAAACUUGGAAAAGGAAGAAAUAUGGGAUUAGAUUACGUAGUACCAUGCCACGAGGUAUAUGAGUAACAUUCCAAGUUUGCAUGUAAUUUGGUCGUAAUUGUACUUGGAGGAUCAAAGUCACUCGGGACGCGGCAUCUCACCGCUACCUCAGGCUGAAUACAAAUUGAAAAGACCUCCUUUCAUGAAUAACGGUACAGCGUAUGAUACGUUGACCUCUGUUUUCUCCUUACAGAGUUUGACGUUGUAAAUAAUGAUCUUCCGUUAGUUGACAA
Molecule: messenger RNA, 2059 nt
Organism: Desarmillaria tabescens
Lineage: Eukaryota; Fungi; Basidiomycota; Agaricomycetes; Agaricales; Physalacriaceae
Product: cytochrome P450
Exons: 14
Coding region: 242-1783 (513 amino acids)
Molecular function (GO): oxidoreductase activity, acting on paired donors, with incorporation or reduction of molecular oxygen; monooxygenase activity; heme binding
Source: RefSeq, a predicted model, not a curated record